UCGAAUACUGUGAUCGCACGCUGGCUCUUUCCUCGAAUUACCCGAUCGAUUAAGACUGUCAGCGGAGAUGAGACCUCCGGAACUCGACGAUCGAAGGAGCUUCUGUCAACCUGAAUCAGAAGCUGAACUCGACGGCAUAGUGAGCGACGUCGGAGUCAACAAUGGGCACAAUAGGAGCAACGACUCCCACCGUCAGAACGGACAUUCGAACGGUUUCGGGCAAAAACCCUCGGUCCUGCCCGUAGUUGAGGCUCGAUGGAAAAUUCUGCGACACAUACGCUCCCGCGACGUAUCGAUAAUCGUAUCGGAAACGGCGUCUGGGAAAACCACCGAGAUACCGAAGAUACUCUUCGAAGGCGGGUUCUGUGGCAAGUACUCGCAAGGAGGUGCUAUCGCGAUCACGCAGCCUCGCCGCGUGGCGGCAACCAGUGUGGCGCGGUACGUCGCCAAGUCCAUGAAGUGUCAGCUCGGUAGCCUGGUGGGCUACUCCGUGCGAUUCGACGACGUGACGUCGAACGAAACCAAAAUCAAGUAUCUGACCGACGGGAUGUUGUUGAGGGAGAGUUUAGACGAUCCUGAUCUCAUGCGCUACUCCACUGUGAUUCUCGACGAAGCUCACGAGCGAACCGUGAAUAGUGACGUUCUCUGCUCUCUGCUGAAGAAACUCCAAGCGAAGCGAAAACAAAUGAGCCGUCCCCUGAGGCUCAUCAUCAUGUCGGCCACGGUAAACCCCGAGAUCUACGUCAAGUUCUUCAAACUGCAGAGCGAAGACAUUUUCUUCCUCCGCGGCCGGCAGUACCAAGUACAAUUGAACUAUACGGCAGAAGUCCAGGAGGACUAUGUGAGCGCAGCGCUAGUGACCGUGCUGAAAAUUAUUCGCCUGAAGGACUCCGGAGAUAUACUUGUUUUCUGCACGGGUCAGGAGGAAAUCGAGUCGAUGGUCAAAAGUUGCAACGAGCUCGGCCGCUCUAUCGGCGCUGAUUUCAAAGCGAUGCCGUUGUACUCUGCCCUUCCUCAGUCGGCUCAAGAAAAGGUCCUGACACCCUUGCCCGACGGCGCGCGGAAAAUUAUAUUCGCAACCAACAUCGCGGAAGCUUCAAUUACCAUUCCUGGAGUGAAUUUUGUGGUCGACACGUGCCGAAUGAAAUGUCGACACUACAAUCCCACAACUGGCAUCGAGAUACUCCGGGUUGAGAAAAUUUCUCAGGCCCAGGCCUGGCAACGUUCGGGUCGCGCGGGACGAGUCAGUGACGGCGAAUGCUUUCGACUGAUAACGGCUGGUGAAUUCAAUGCCCUCAAGCAGUUUCCUGUUGCCGAAAUCCGGAGAUGUUCUCUGUCGAGCGUUAUAAUGAGUUUGAUAGCUUUGAAGCAAGACGUGAAGACGUUCGCCUGGCUCGAGAGUCCGCCGGAUGAAACGGUAAAACAAGCUCUGCAGACCCUCGCCUUAUUGGAAGCGACCAAAGUCGAUGAAUCGGACGCCCUCGUGCUCACGCGUUUGGGGUCUAUGAUGCGACGGUUUCCGCUCGAGCCUGCUUUCAGUCGUUGCAUUUUCGGGGCCAAAUCCCUAUCAUGCGUCGAACCGAUGUUGACCAUCAUUGCCAUGUUGAGUUGUGACGGGUCUCCGAUCGCCACAUCACGCAGAGGCUCAGACGACUCGACGCCCGUCACUGUGAGACAGUUUGGCACCAACGAGGGAGAUCUCAUUAUGUAUUUAAAUAUUUUCACUAAGUAUAAUCAAGCCGACGGCAAUAAGGAGUGGUGCGAUGCUAACGGAGUCAACAGAAAAACGUUGUGCAAUGUCAAAAAAAUCCGAUCGCAACUCCGAGACGUGUGCGGUCAGCUUAGCUUAUCUCUGACAAAAUCCACCAAUGAUAAUAUCCGACGCGCUCUCGUCACAGGCCUAUUCAGGAACAUCGCUUAUCGGGUGAAAGCGAAUCAAUAUCGGACCUUGGAGUCGAAGCGCGACGUUACAAUCCACCCCUCGUCGUGUCUGUUCCGACAGAAUCCCGAUGUCGUGGUUUUCACCGAGGUUGUAAAAACGAGUAAUUGCUACAUACGGAAUGUGACUCCUAUCGACAUCGAGUGGUACAAUAGCCUCGCACCGAAAGACUACACCCAGAAAUAUCCAAUUCCUUUGAGUUCCGAUGACUAAUAAGCGGGGAUGACGAUUACCUUCUGCCGGUCAGCUGUAG
This is a messenger RNA of Galendromus occidentalis (western predatory mite), 2192 nucleotides long. RefSeq names its product ATP-dependent RNA helicase DHX33. The transcript has a single exon. Gene Ontology annotation, biological process: positive regulation of transcription by RNA polymerase I. The coding region runs from base 68 to 2152 and encodes 694 amino acids. The record is from RefSeq and is a predicted model, not a curated record. Lineage: Eukaryota; Metazoa; Arthropoda; Arachnida; Mesostigmata; Phytoseiidae. Gene Ontology annotation, molecular function: ATP binding; helicase activity; double-stranded RNA binding. Gene Ontology annotation, cellular component: nucleolus; intracellular anatomical structure.